This is a messenger RNA of Cyclopterus lumpus (lumpfish), 1347 nucleotides long. RefSeq names its product insulin-like growth factor binding protein 5a (gene igfbp5a). Gene Ontology annotation, molecular function: fibronectin binding; insulin-like growth factor I binding; insulin-like growth factor II binding. Gene Ontology annotation, cellular component: extracellular region. Gene Ontology annotation, biological process: regulation of insulin-like growth factor receptor signaling pathway. Bases 260 to 1180 code for a protein of 306 amino acids. The record is from RefSeq and is a predicted model, not a curated record. Lineage: Eukaryota; Metazoa; Chordata; Actinopteri; Perciformes; Cyclopteridae. The transcript has 4 exons.
CGGGUUAAAUAACCUCCAGAGGAAAGUGACAGCGGCGCAUUUGGAGACGGUCAGCUCGCGCGUAAACGGCACCGGGGGCAUCGCGGAGAUCCGUGGCGUUUGGAUAUUUUGUAUUUCUUUUUUUUUUUGGGGUUCUUUUUUCACACACACAACAAUUAACGUGAGGAGCCGCAGAACUUUAACUGUCUGUGUGGAUUUCCGAGCAUCGGAUUGCGCCGACGUUUUUUUGGGGGGACUUGAGCGCGCGAGGCACCUGUGGAUGCAACCCCCCCCCCCCCCCCCACUCACACACUCACACACUCACACUCCAAUCUUUUUUUUUGCCAAGGAAGGAUUCAGCACAUCGUUGAUACUCGUUGCCUGCAGAGCGCGCGCCAUGCUGCUCCGCGUCUCCUUCCUGGUGGUCCUGUUGCUCAGCAUCACCGGCUGCGGCUCGUCCUACGUGCCGUGCCAGCCGUGCGACCAGAAGGCCCAGUCCAUGUGCCCGCCGGUGCCGCUGGGCUGUCAGCUGGUGAAGGAGCCCGGCUGCGGCUGCUGCCUGACGUGCGCCCUCGAGGAGGGGCAGUCGUGCGGCGUGUACACCGGGCCGUGCACGCGCGGCCUCCGCUGCCUGCCCAAGAACGGCGAGGAGAAGCCGCUGCACGCGCUCCUGCACGGCCGCGGCGUGUGCAGGAACGAGAAGCUGUAUAAACUGCUGAAUCCAUCAAAAGACGGAGAAUCUCACGACGACGCCGUGCUCCCCGUCCCGGAGUCCAUGCAGCCCCAGACCAAGGCGCCCUUGUACGCGAGGGACCACAUCGGCAGCCGGAAGGCCCACGCCAUGAAGCAGGCCAAGGACCGCAAGAAGCAGCUGGCCCGGCUGGGACCCGCCAGCAACCCGAACUUCUCCCCGCUCAGCCUGGACAAACUGGAGCCCGAGUUCGGCCCCUGCGGGAGAAGGCUGGAUAAUCUCAUUCAGAGCAUGAAGGACACUUCCAGGGUCUUGGCUCUCUCUCUGUACAUCCCCAACUGCGACAAGAAGGGCUUCUUCAAACGCAAACAGUGCAAGCCGUCCCGCGGUCGGAGGAGGGGCAUCUGCUGGUGCGUCGACCGGUUCGGAGUGAAGAUCCCCGGCAUCAACUACGCCGGAGGGGACCUGCAGUGCAAAGAACUGGACAGCAGCAGCAACAGCAACGAAUGAGAGUGAACGGGGGGGGGGGGGCACCUCCUUAAAACCUGCCAAUCAAGCUAGCACACUUAAUGACUCGCCAAUCAGGAAAACGUAGCACAGGUUCCUCUCUAUAUGGUCAGGUGUGAUGGACUGUGUUGUUAUUGUUGUUGUCUUUAAAGGGGAAGCUGAACUGGAAA